Messenger RNA from Brassica oleracea var. oleracea, 2167 nucleotides. RefSeq names its product protein EARLY FLOWERING 3. The record is from RefSeq and is a predicted model, not a curated record. Lineage: Eukaryota; Viridiplantae; Streptophyta; Magnoliopsida; Brassicales; Brassicaceae. Gene Ontology annotation, biological process: regulation of photoperiodism, flowering. The transcript is spliced from 5 exons. The coding region runs from base 333 to 2012 and encodes 559 amino acids.
AUCAUAAAACGGGUCUUCGGUGUCAAGGACUUUUCAGUAGUAAACUAUGCUGUGAAAUGUUUAUAUCUUCUUCUUCGAUCUCAUUGGGCCCCAUUUUCUUCUUCUUCUUUUCCCCUUCAUCGCCUAUCCUCUCUUCUCUCUCUCUCUCUCGAAUCUUGUUCCUUUGCUCCUCUGCGUUUUUUUUACAUCUAUACUUCAUACAUCUUGAGGUCGGUGUUUGAGUUUUUCUUUGAUCGGUGAGAUCUAAUCGUAGUCGGUGGAGCCUGGUUUACUGAAAAGUUAUUGAAGCUCACGUUUUUACUGGGAGGGGUUUUACUAGGGGUUUGUGGGUGAUGAAGAGAGGGAAGGAAGAGGAGGAGAAGAAGAAACUGGAACCAAUGUUUCCUCGACUUCAUGUGAACGAUGCAGACAAAGGAGGAGGACCUCGAGCUCCUCCUAGAAACAAGAUGGCUCUCUACGAGCACCUCACCACCCCUUCUCACAGGUUUACUGAUCAUAGUUCCUCGCCACGUCACACCAACACUCUCUUUCCUCCUCCUCCUGGACCAUCUAACCAGCCUUGUGGGGUGGAGAGAAACUUGACUUCCCAGCAUCUUGAUUCUUCAGCUUCUGGCCAUGUAACCCAAAUGUCCUCCAUGGAAAAUGUGACAACUUUAGCACAUCGUCGUGGUGAUCAAAGGAAAACGCUAAGAGAGGAAGAUGAUUUUGCGGUUCCUGUAUAUGAUAAUGAUAGCUCAAGAAGAUUUCAAUGUCCUCUUGAAAAGUCAGCAUCGGGUUGUGAAAGAGUUAAUGCUUCCUUGUUGAGACAAGAGUCUACAAGUAGUAGGUUAGACCAUGAAACUGGAGUGAUGGAAACUGAUGAUGGAGUUGAAUCUCAUGGCAAUCCUAAUGACGUCGAUGAUGAUGAUGAUUCGAUAUCCAGCAUAGACGUCUCUCCUGAUGAAGUUGUGGGAGUAUUAGGUCAAAAACGUUUCUGGAGAGCAAGGAAAGCUAUUGCCAAUCAACAAAGAAUAUUUGCGGUUCAAUUAUUUGAGUUGCACAGGCUGAUUAAGGUUCAAAGACUUAUUGCUUCAUCAUCGGAUGUCUUGCUCGAUGAGAUCAGUUAUCUUGGAAAUGUUCCAGUGAAGAAGCUUCUUCCCUCUGAAUUUAUAUUAAAGCCUCCUCCUCUACCACAGGUUACCAAACACAGAAGCAGCGACUCCGAGAAGACUGACCAAAAUAAAAUGGAAUCCUCAGCUGAGAACGUAGUCGGGAAGUCGUCAAACCAAGGUCAGCAGCAUCAACCGUCCAACUACAUGCCUUUUGCGAGCAACCCACCAGCUGCAAAUGGAUGUUACUAUCCUCCUCAGCAUCCUCCUCCCUCUGGAGGAAAUCAGCAAUGGUUGAUCCCUGUAAUGUCUCCUUCCGAAGGGCUAAUAUACAAGCCUCACCCAGGUCCAGGUCACACAGGGUCGCCGGUCUGUGGAGGCUACUAUGGUCAUUUUAUGCCUGCACUGAUGAUAAUGGGUAGUUUCAUGGACGGUGGUCCACCUCCGUUUCACCCGGGCGUUGGCAAUGGCUACUUCCCUCCUUAUGGUAUGAUGAACCCUUACGGUUCAGGCCAUCAACAACAACAGCAGCCCAAUGAGCAAAUGAAUCAGUUUGUGCAUCCUGUGAACACCCAACAACAGAGCUCCGUCAAUGAAGCGAUCUCACAACAACAGCCAACACAAUCUUAUCCUCGGGCUAGAAAGAGCAGGCAAAGGAGCACAGGAAUCAGUCCAAGUGGAAUCUCUGGUACGAACUCCUUUCGGCCAUUGUCAGUGGUUGAUGAUGAUGAUGAUGACAACAAUGAGCCUGAGCAAAUGAUGACUACUACCACAACAACAACAAGAACAACUGUUACUCAGACAACAAGAGAUGGAGGUGGGGUGACGAGAGUGAUAAAGGUUGUUCCGCACAACGCAAAGCUGGCGAGUGAGAAUGCUGCUAGGAUUUUCCGGUCGAUACAAGAAGAACGUAAACACUACUAGUACCUUUACUAUCAUUUCCUAUAGGAACACCAUCAAUGGCCAGAAUAACAUCAUCCUUUUUCAGAAAGUUGUAAGCAUCGGACAGCGGGUUUAUUUCGUUUACAAGAAUCCCUGUCAUAUCUUUGCUCAUCUUGAAAUAGUCACGAAUUUGUGCA